UGAGGAGAUCACACUGAAGAAGAGCAGCAGAAGGAGCUAUAAACUACAGGAACUAAAAGGAUUUUUAUUUUCUUAGGAUCCGUUUGGAGUUCUUAACUCGGGAACAAGGCACUGGACAAACUAACAUAUUAACAUUUUUCAGAUUGUGAUCUACUUUCUUGUCGAGUGAGGUAUUAAUAAACCGCAGCCUGGUUUGAAGCCAUGACAUUGAACAAAGGCGACAAGUUGCGGAACAUGGACAAAAGGAGAGGGAGCACCCCGUUCCCCAUGCACCUUCAGACUCUGCACCGGAGGAGCAUGCCAGUGGACGACCGCGAGCUGCGCUCCUCCAUGCCCCCUGCGCUGCCGGGAGAACUGUCCAACCUGACGCGCUGCACGUCCUACAGUCCCAACGAGCAGCACCGACACAGCUGCGUGUCCGAUUCCUCCGACUCGGUCAUCUCCUCCGGUAGCGACUCCGACGGACAGAUCUACAAGGUCGUACUUUUGGGAGAGCACGGUGUGGGGAAGUCCACUCUUGCGCGCAUUUUCGGCGGGGUGGAGGACACCCUGGACUACGAGGACGCAGGAAAUACAUAUGACAGAUCUAUUGCUGUUGACGGAGAAGAAGCAAAUAUCUUAUUAUAUGACAUCUGGGAACAGGACAACAGCCAAUGGCUGAAGGAUCAGUGUAUGCGUAUGGGUGAUGCCUACAUUAUCGUCUAUUCUGUGACGGACAAGUCGAGUUUUGAGAAAGCAUCAGAGCUCCGCAUACAGCUGCGCCGGGCACGACAGUCAGAGAACAUCCCCAUCAUCCUGGUUGGAAACAAGACUGACCUAGUACGCUCCAGAGAAGUGUCUGUAGAUGAGGGAAGUGCGUGUGCUGUUGUGUUCGACUGCAAGUUCAUUGAGACCUCGGCAUCUCUACAUCACAACGUCCGCACUCUGUUUGAGGGUAUUGUAAGGCAGAUCCGGCUCCGGAGGGACAGCAAGGAGGAGAACGCACGACGCAUGGCUAACUGCAAACGUCGUGAGAGCAUCAGCAAGAAGGCCAAGCGCUUUCUGGGUCGCAUGGUUGCACGCAAGAACAAGAAGAUGGCCUUUAGGCAAAAGUCCAAGUCCUGUCACGACCUUUCAGUACUCUGAGCAAGAAGGACUUGUAGAGCCACUAAGACCAGAAGCUGUGUGUGUAUUUUUUUUGACACUAACUCAAGGACUAGACAACUGUACAGAGAUAUCUUUACAUAUUUUAUAUUGUAAAACAGACAAACAGAAAACCAACAAUAGUCAGUGGUAUCGACUUGCAUGAGGCUUUUUAAGUUUAUAUAUUUUAUUUUAUAUUUUUUUUGCCUUAAAGUUGUUGAGUGGUCAAUUUCUAGCAGUGCAAGUAGAAGUCAAUGCCUCGAAGCCAUUUCAUUGUGGACUGAGAGCUUUGGGCAUGCCUUCUUAACAGAAGAGUUUGUGAAUGCAGUAGCAAUUUGUACUCAUGUACAGCUCCCAGAGGUGGGAUACACUUUCUCAUGUACAUGUCAAAAAAAUGAGCACAAUUCAUAUUCCUCACUGAUAUGAAAAUGGAAUCAUAUUUACUUGAAUCUGAGUGCGCAGGUACGUACUUCAGCACUUCAGAAAUACAUGAUUAGGGUUUAGGGGGAGACCCUGGACUGAGAAAUUUCACACGUUUAAUCAUCAAAAUAUUAUUUAAGUGCAAGGUGUAACUGAUUAUCGUAGAAGCAAUAAAUUAUGUUGUUUUUCAAAAUGUUUGAUUUGCACUUCCAUUUAAUAUUAUUUGCUUGUUAAUUUUAUUACGUUUACACUAAUUUUAUAAUAAAAAGCAAUAAUUU
Messenger RNA from Clarias gariepinus (North African catfish), 1820 nucleotides. RefSeq names its product Ras-related associated with diabetes (gene rrad). The coding region runs from base 202 to 1125 and encodes 307 amino acids. The transcript is spliced from 5 exons. Gene Ontology annotation, biological process: negative regulation of high voltage-gated calcium channel activity. Gene Ontology annotation, molecular function: GTP binding; calcium channel regulator activity; GTPase activity. Gene Ontology annotation, cellular component: plasma membrane. NCBI's taxonomy places the organism in Eukaryota, Metazoa, Chordata, Actinopteri, Siluriformes, Clariidae. The record is from RefSeq and is a predicted model, not a curated record.